AUGCUGUCGAAUCUGUGUGUGAAGCUGGUGGACAGGAGCCGGACAGAAGAGAAAAUCAGCCAAGCCAUGGCUCACCAGUCUGUGUGGAAAUGGGGGCAGGCCAUUGGCAUGCUGACGCUUUCUAGCCGAAAUGGCCGUGGAUACUUGUUUACGCAUGCUGGUCGGACCUGGAGCAACCUUCUCUAUCCAAACUUGAAGCUGGAGGAUGCUGGAGUAACAAAUGGCAGCACAGUGGAGUUUGCCGGUGACUUCGACAGUUCUGUGGACCAGGCGCUCCUGCUCAGUGUGAAACUAGUGGACAGAAAUAAAACCACGGAGGAGUUCGCGGCGGUACUCCCCGAAGUAUCUGUUUGGGAUCUGGGGGAUUCUGUGGGAUCGUCGCUCUUGUCCACGCUCUCCGGCCACAUCUUCAGUUUCGGAGGUCAGCAGUGGAGGAGCAGCGAGCAUCCCUCGCUGACCUUCGCUCAGGCGGGCAUUCGGCCUUCGGAGUCACCCAUUGAGGUUGAGUACAAGGGUGACUUUACUCGCGCUGUCCCGCCAACCGAAGUGAAGAGCUCUGAAACUGAUGAGGUAAACGUGACAGUGGUGCUGUUGGACAAAUCUAAGAGUUGGACCAGUGCCGCACGAGCCAAACUGAGCACAUCAGUUUGGACCUUUGGAACAGCCAUGGGUAUGGCAAAGUUGUCAACGCAUUCCAGGUCCAACGCUGGCUACGUCUUCCGACGGCAGGGUGGUGAAGAGUACCGGAGCAAUGCGUGUCCCAAUCUUACCUUGACGGAUGUCGGAGUGCGGGAAGGUGAUACAGUGGAGUUCCUUGGCGACUUCGAGCCAUUUGUACCUCCAAGCGAUGCGGCUAAGACGGCCAAGACCAAGAGCAGUGUGGACGCAGAGGUAAACGUGACAGUGGUGCUGUUGGACAAAUCUAAGAGUUGGACAAGUGCCGCACGCGCCAAACUGAGCACAUCAGUUUGGACCUUUGGAACAGCCGUGGGUAUGGCAAAGUUGUCAACGCAUUCCAGGUCCAACGGUGGCUACGUCUUCCGACGGCAGGGUGGUGAAGAGUACCGGAGCAAUGCGUGUCCCAAUCUUACCUUGGCGGAUGUCGGAAUUCGGGAAGGUGACACAGUGGAGUUCCUUGGCGAUUUCGAGCCAUUUGUACCGGCAGGCGCCGCAGCUACUGCCGACGCAGAGGUGAACCUUUCGGUCGUGCUUAUGGACAAGUCCAAGAGCCGGACAGUACCCGGACGAGCCAAGCUCAGUGACUCCGUAUGGCGUUUUGGAGCUGCGGUUGGUAUGAACACGCUGACCACCAGCACAGCGUCAAACAGUGGAUACAUCUUCAGACAGCAAGGAGGACAAAAAUAUAGGAGCAACUUGUUCCCGGACCUUACCUUGGCAGAUGUCGGAGUCAGGGAAGGUGACACUGUGGAGUUCACUGGCGACUUUGAGCCUUUUGCGCCCGCACGGUAA
This is a messenger RNA of Symbiodinium pilosum, 1470 nucleotides long. The record is from the annotation of a GenBank genome assembly. Lineage: Eukaryota; Dinophyceae; Suessiales; Symbiodiniaceae.